Volvox carteri f. nagariensis is the source of this 3135-nucleotide messenger RNA. RefSeq lists its product as uncharacterized. The record is from RefSeq and is a predicted model, not a curated record. The transcript is spliced from 14 exons. Gene Ontology annotation, cellular component: nuclear exosome (RNase complex); nucleolus. Bases 1 to 3135 code for a protein of 1044 amino acids. Gene Ontology annotation, biological process: exonucleolytic trimming to generate mature 3'-end of 5.8S rRNA from tricistronic rRNA transcript (SSU-rRNA, 5.8S rRNA, LSU-rRNA); TRAMP-dependent tRNA surveillance pathway; nuclear polyadenylation-dependent antisense transcript catabolic process. Gene Ontology annotation, molecular function: 3'-5'-RNA exonuclease activity; nucleotide binding; nucleic acid binding. NCBI's taxonomy places the organism in Eukaryota, Viridiplantae, Chlorophyta, Chlorophyceae, Chlamydomonadales, Volvocaceae.
AUGACAUUAUCAGCUGCACUCACCACCAUCGCUGCUGCCGCCACUGCCGUCGCGGUCGUCCUAGGCACGCGCCAGCUUCGGCGGCGCAUCCGACCCCAGAAGCCCUUCCUGUCCGUGUUCGCUGACACUACCGACCAGCCCUUUCCCCACCUGCCGCCCCAACCGGACGAUGACGACGACGACUUCCAGCAGCGUUGUUGUGACUCUGGCUGUAGCAGCGGCGGCAGCGGUGGUGACAACACCGUGGCAGCCUCUACAGCUGCUGCUCCUGGAGCUACAGCCGCAGCGGCCGCCGCACCGCUACCUGAAGCAGCUCCAGGAAGACGUGGAGCUGCUGCGGGUGGCUCCCUACCUGCGGUGCACCCCUACCUGACCCGCAUUAAGCGACUUAUGGCCUCCACAGAAUGCCCCAUCCUGCGCCACCCGCCGCAGCCCCCACCGCUUCCACCGCAGAUAACGAACCAACCCAAGCCGCCAUCCAUAGCACCGGCAGCAGCGGCACCACCACCACCACCAGCAGUAGCAGCUGCUGCUCAGGGCUGCUCCACCUCGGGGUCGAGGCCCGCUGCGACCCGUGGGUCAGUCCUCCCAGGUUUCCAGCUCCACUGGGUAUCGAGUCCCAAGCAGCUGUACUGGCUGGGUCAGAGGCUGCGGCAGGAGCGGCAGAUCGGUUUGGACACGGAAGCCUCCCCACUGCUAUGCUACCACGGCAGGGUGUGCCUCAUACAACUAUCAGUCUGGGACGACACAGCCUCCCCGUGUGAUGGCGGUGAUGACGGGGGUAGCAGCGGCUGCAGCAGUGGCAGUGGCGGUAGUGGUGGUGGUGGCGGGCAUGUGUGGCUGGUGGACGCUCUGGCACUACGUGGCCAUGUGGGCGCUGCAUUGGGUGGGCUGAUGGCGGACCCACGGGUCGUGAAGGUGCUGCAUGGCGGAGGUAAUGAUGUGGUUUGGCUGCAGCGGGACUUCCGCGUGUACCUGGUCAAUGUGUUUGACACGGAGAAGGCCAGCCAGGCGAGUGGGGGCCGGGGGGAGGGGGCCGGGGGAAGGGGGCAUCCGGAGGUCGUUUUGCACCAACAGUACCCGUGCGACUGGUGUGACCAGUGGCGGAGUCUCCUGCCAUCGCUCCUAUUGCUGCUGCCGGGGAAUCCUUUCGAAGCUCACAUGUGUGGCCCUGCUUGUUUUUGGUUGUUUUUGAAGGUACUGGGCUACGAGAAUCGUGCCCUGGCCUCCCUGCUAUCGCGCAUUGUGGGCCUGGAUGUGGGGGCCGAGAAGGCGGCGGGGCAGCGGGCCGACUGGAGGAGGCGGCCGCUGCCACCGGCACUGUUGCGCUACGCUGCAGCUGACGUGGCGUAUUUGCCGUACCUUGCUGACGUACUUCGCAGGGAGCUGGCGGCGCUAGGACCACCCGGACGGGACUGGCCUAAUCCCCCUCCUCCUCCUCGCCCGGCUGACCCGGUACUGGGCCACCGGACACCCGCUGCUGGGGAAGAACCCCCUCAGCGGCCAGGAACCCGCCACGUGGCUGCUCCGCUGCUGAGUCUCACGCUAUACAAGAAGCCGCUGUCGGAUGCGGCGGUAGCGACGGGCAGCGCUGCCCCCGCCGGCACUGCCACGACUGCCGCCGCUGCCGUACUGCGCAAGUUCUUUUCUGCUGCAGCACUGCCGCAGCAGAUCGUGACGGCGACGUCGGGCGCAGCCCCUUCUGGUGCAGCCGCGGUGGCGGGUGCAGCCGGAGCGACGGUUACGGCGACGGCAGCGGCAGCAGGUGCCGUACUGGCGCUUUGCCGCUGGCGCGAUGCGACUGCUCGUCGUCUGGAUUUGGGUCCGCAGCGGCUGCUGCCGGAUGUGGCAGUGGCGGCGCUGGCAGCUGUACGGCCCCCACCUGCUGGCGGGCAGGCGCUUCUGAGGUUGGUUUCGGAGCAGCUGGCGGCGGCGAACCAAGGUCUGCAAGCCGAGCCGUACACUGCGCGGUAUGAGAUCUGUACGGCGCUACGUUCCCAAGCUGAGGCACUCAGCGGGCUGCUGACGGCGACAGCGGCGGGCCGGCUGACGGCGGCGACGGCAGCAGCAUCGGCGGCGGUCUCGUCGGCGGUGGAGGCGGGGUCGAGAGCCGUACACCAGCCGGGCGACCUCGCCGCGGCCGGAGCCGCUGGUCGCCGUACCCGCCACGACCCGGCCGCUGCUCGGGAGCGUCGGAGCUGGCUGAUUGAGAAGUUUAGCGCCAAGACGCAGGUGUAUCAGAACUGCCGCAUGCUGAGUCACGAGGGGCAGUUGCUUUGCUUCUGUGACUCCCGGAAGCUGAGGUGGUACUUGAAUAAAGGGCUGGCAGUGCAGGUGUGUGAGGACCCCCCCACCAUCCAGUUGCUGUUCGAGCACCAGAAUACCGACCAGAAACUGGGUGAGCAAUUGGGGGGUCACCGGGCCACGGGGCGGGAAGGCGUGAGGGAGGGUGAGGGAGGCACCGACGACUUCUAUACGCAAUCCAAGUCCAAUCGCUGUGUGGGUUGCGGCUGUAGCAGCCACUACCUGCGCUACCGGGUGCUCCCCGCCUGCUACCGCCGCCACAUGCCCUCCGCCCUCAAGAGCCACCGCUCACACGAUGUUGUGCUGCUGUGCAUCGACUGCCACGAGCUGGCACAAAAGCGCCAGCGUCGUCUUUUGAAGCUCGGAUUCCUGCGGACGCCGAAACGCUGGAUCGCUGUGAAGAGUUGCGGGGCACGGCGCGUAAAUCGUCCUUGGCAGGUUCCGCACAUGUUUCGUGGAGGCUCUACAGCCGCAGUACCUGCCCCCCGCCUGGGGAGUGGCCACUCGGCCUGCCGGGACUUCGGACCCUACUCCGUGUAUGCCUCAAGGGAGGGCCCCCAGCGGCAGGAGGAGUGUGGAGCACCCCGCUUCUGCAUCAAGCUGCAAUCCGCACGGUUGUUAACGGCAGCGGUCACACCUUCAGAGUGCACACACACGGACCACUACAAGUGGGGCACGAUAUGUGUAUCAGGGUCUGCAUUUCAGGGGUGGCACUGGCACAAAGUGGGCGCCGUCGGCAAAGUCCACUGGGAAUGCAACCGUGUACCAUCUUGGCGGGUGGAUACCCCUUGGGUGACCCCGAGUGGACGGGACUAUGCCCUCUUUGAGUAA